UCUUCAUCGUCUUCUUCACUGAUGAUCAUCGAUCAUACAUUCCUCCAUGAAUCUCUGCAAUCCUUCCAACUUCACUUCCCUUCCAAAACCCCACAAUUUUUCUUCAAAACCAAACCCUACUACCCACAUCAUUUAUCUACAAUCACGCCACAAUCGCCCCACAAGCAUCUCAGUCUUCUCUACUUCCUUCUCCGUUGACAGACCCAAUUGGGAAAACUGGGAAUCUACAGAUCCUCAAACACUAACCAAUAUAAGAACCAGACAUCCCCGAGAUGAAAGAGGAUUUGAAUCUACAAAAGUGAAUUGCGAAGUUGAAGUUGUAUCUUGGCGAGAACGUAGAGUGAAUGCUGAUAUUCUAGUUCAUGCUGAUAUCGAUUCUGUCUGGAAUGCUCUUACCGAUUACGAUAGACUCGCGGAUUUCAUUCCGAAUCUCGUUAGCAGUGGAACAAUUCCAUGUCCACAUCCUGGAAGGAUAUGGCUGGAACAGAGAGGAUUACAAAGGGCUUUAUAUUGGCAUAUAGAAGCACGAGUUGUGUUGGAUCUUCAAGAAUUUAUUAAUUCGGAGAAUGAUCGCGAGCUGCGGUUUUCAAUGGUUGAUGGUGAUUUCAAGAAGUUUCAAGGCAGAUGGUGUCUCAAAUCUGCUGAAAAAAGGUCGUCUUCAUUGACAAAUCUGUCUUAUGAAGUUAAUGUAAUACCGAGGUUCAACUUUCCUGCAAUAUUUUUGGAGAAAAUAGUUAGAUCAGAUCUUCCUGUAAAUCUUCAAGCCUUGGCUUGUAGAGCUGAAACACAAUUUGGAACAAACCGGAAGGAUAUCGUUACUACCAUUGUUUUACCCCAGAAGGAGAAAGAUAGCUACAGCAAUGGUACUGGUUUCGUUCCAUUACCUCCAUCUUCAAACGAAUCCACUUCCAAUUGGGGAGCUUUCGGAAAAUCCUGCAGGCUUGAUAGGCCUCACAUGGUUGAUGAAGUUCAUUUUCGUAGAUUUGAUGGAUUACUGGAAAAUGGCGGUGUUCAUCGUGGUGUUUUCGCAAGCAUAACUGUUAAAGCUCCUGUUCGUGAAGUAUGGAAUGUAUUAACUUCUUACGAGAGUCUUCCCGAGAUAGUUCCAAAUCUAGCUAUCAGUAAGAUUCUAUCUCGAGAUAACAAUAGAGUUCGUAUUUUACAGGAGGGAUGCAAGGGCUUACUGUAUAUGGUACUUCAUGCCCGUGUUGUCCUAGACUUGUGUGAAGAACUAGAACAGGAGAUCAGCUUUGAACAGGUUGAAGGUGACUUCCAUUCGUUCCAAGGAAAAUGGAUUCUCGAGCAACUUGGGAGUCACCACACGUUAUUGAAGUAUUCUGUUGAAUCGAAAAUGCAUCAAAACUCUUUUUUAUCAGAAGCAAUCAUGGAAGAGGUUAUAUAUGAAGAUCUCCCAUCAAAUUUAUGCGCCAUACGCGACUUCAUUGAGGAAAGGAAUUCCACAUUAAAUUGUUCGGAGACAUAUUCAGACAAUGAAACAAUCAGCUCGUUGUUUACACAAGAAUGUGAUCGUGUCGACAAUGAAUCAUCAACAAGACAGAGAUCUAGAGUUCCGGGAUUGCAGAGAGAUUUUGAUGUUCUUAAAUCAGAACUUCUGAAAUUCAUAUCAGAAAAUGGGAAGGAAGGAUUUAUGCCAAUGAGGAAACAGUUGAGAAAACAUGGAAGGGUUGAUAUUGAGAAGGCGAUCACUCGAAUGGGUGGUUUUAGAAGGAUUGCAUCGACGUUGAAUCUAUCGCUUGCGUACAAGCAUCGUAAGCCAAAGGGUUAUUGGGAUAAUCUUGAUAAUCUUCAAGAUGAGAUACUACGAUUUCAGAAGAACUGGGGUAUGGAUGGGUCGUUUAUGCCUAGCCGGAAAUCGUUUGAAAGGGCAGGGCGAUAUGACAUAGCGCGGGCAUUGGAAAAAUGGGGAGGAGUUCAUGAGGUAUCUCGACUUCUUUGUUUGAAGUCGAGGAGGCAACAAAACCGAGAAGCAAACAUGUCAUCAUCGAAAGAGAAGAAAACAACAACAUCAGAUGGUGGUGAUCAUGUGAAUGGGAUGAUGAUGGAUAAGACAAUAUUGUCUAAGACAUUUGUUUCUCAAGAUACACAAAAAUGGAUUAUGAAACUCAAGGAUUUGGACAUUGAUUGGGUUCAAUAAUAUUUAAGGUUUUUUUGUUU
Molecule: messenger RNA, 2175 nt
Organism: Impatiens glandulifera
Lineage: Eukaryota; Viridiplantae; Streptophyta; Magnoliopsida; Ericales; Balsaminaceae
Exons: 10
Coding region: 47-2155 (702 amino acids)
Biological process (GO): regulation of photosynthesis, light reaction
Source: RefSeq, a predicted model, not a curated record